AGGAACCAGGAUCGCCGAGCGCUGGGCGGAGCGCGGGGCUGGGGCGCCCGGGCCGAGUCGGCGGCCGCAGCGUCCCCGGUGGAGCAGCAGCAAGGACAAAGGCGGCGCCGCCGGGACCCGCGCACCCGGGGCUCCGCGAGGCGAGGCCUCCAGGUCCCGUGUGUAUCUCCCACCAGGGCACCCCCCAGGCUCAGCGGCCCACGCUGGAUAGUCCCUGAGCGUGCGCCCCAGAAGGACUCCAUGAAAGAUGACAGAGGAAGCCAUCGUCAUAGCCAAGUGGGACUACGCUGCCCAGCAGGACCAGGAGCUGGACAUCAAGAAGAAUGAGCGCUUGUGGCUGCUGGAUGACUCCAAGACGUGGUGGCGGGUACGCAACGCGGCCAACAGGACGGGCUACGUGCCGUCCAACUACGUGGAGCGCAAGAACAGCCUGAAGAAAGGGUCGCUGGUGAAGAACCUCAAGGACACGCUGGGCCUCGGCAGGACUCGAAGGAAGCCCAGCGCACGGGAUGCGUCCCCGACCCCCAGCACAGAGGCCGAGUUCCCGGCCAACGGCGCGGCCGACCGCAUCUACGACCUCAGCAUCCCGGCCUUUGUGAAGUUUGCCUACGUGGCUGAGCGUGAGGACGAGCUGUCCCUGGUGAAGGGCUCGCAUGUCACCGUCAUGGAGAAGUGCAGCGACGGCUGGUGGCGGGGCAGCUUCAACGGGCAGGUGGGAUGGUUCCCGUCCAACUACGUGCUGGAGGAGGUGGACGCCGCGGCCGCUGAGCCCCCCGGGAUGCCCGGGCCACGCAGGGCCCCUGGCCUGAGCCUGGCACGGGGCACACUGCAUGUGGUGCAGACACUAUACCCAUUCAGCUCGGCCACUGAGGAAGAGCUCAACUUCGACAAGGGUGAGACCAUGGAGGUCAUCGAGAAGCCCGAGAAUGACCCUGAGUGGUGGAAGUGCAGAAACGCACGGGGCCAGGUGGGCCUGGUCCCCAAGAACUACGUGGUGGUGCUGAGCGACGGGCCAGCCCCACACCCUGCGCCCACCCCGCAGCCCGGCUUCACAGGGCCUUCGGCCAGUGGGCGCUUUGCAGGCCGCGAGUGGUACUACGGCAGCGUGACACGCCACCAGGCGGAGUGCGCGCUCAACGAGCGGGGCGUGGAGGGCGACUUCCUGGUCAGGGACAGUGAGUCCUCGCCCAGCGACUUCUCCGUGUCCCUCAAAGCGUCGGGGAAGAACAAGCACUUCAAGGUGCAGCUGCUGGACAACGUGUACUGCAUCGGGCAGCGGCGCUUCCACAGCAUGGACGAGCUGGUGGAGCACUACAAGAAGGCGCCCAUCUUCACCAGCGAGCACGGCGAGAAGCUCUACCUCGUCCGCGCCCUGCAGUGACCGCAGCUGUGGAGGCUGCGCCCCCACCCCGGCCUCCGCGGCCACCUCGCCCGCUGCCUGCCGGCGGUGCGGUGCCGUGCGGUCCAUCUUUCUGCCCGCGCGGGUG
Octodon degus (degu) is the source of this 1487-nucleotide messenger RNA. RefSeq names its product NCK adaptor protein 2 (gene Nck2). Gene Ontology annotation, biological process: positive regulation of endoplasmic reticulum stress-induced intrinsic apoptotic signaling pathway; negative regulation of PERK-mediated unfolded protein response; positive regulation of translation in response to endoplasmic reticulum stress. NCBI's taxonomy places the organism in Eukaryota, Metazoa, Chordata, Mammalia, Rodentia, Octodontidae. The record is from RefSeq and is a predicted model, not a curated record. The transcript has 5 exons. The coding region runs from base 248 to 1381 and encodes 377 amino acids. Gene Ontology annotation, molecular function: protein binding.